AUGCCUGUAAGUGAUGAGCGGGUAAAAGCUACAAGGAAGAUUGCAGACGUUGUGCGUCGUGCCUCUGGGCCCGUGGUUGUACUUCCUGAAGGAGCAAGAAGCAAUGGCAAGGCUGUGCUGAGAUUCGUCCCUUUGCUGCAAAAUCUGCCAGUCAAAGUGCGUUUGCACCUCGUGGCAUUCCGAUACGAAUUCAAACAUUUUAGUCCAUGUCAAACUGUUGGUGGCGCCUGGUCUCAUCUCUUUUGGACUGCGUUUCACGUCUACCACUCCAUGCGUGUAAUAGUGUUAAGUGCUAAGGAUCUUUAUCUGGAUGAUGUGACACAAAUGAAAUUAUCUAGCAGCAAGAGCAGCAAAAAGCAGGACUCACAAACGUUGUCGACAGACCAAGUGGAGAAAUUGCGAUUGCUUCUCGCUGCAAUGCUGCGCACAAAGACGGUCGACAUGGGACCCGAAGACCUCGUUACUUUUAAUAAUUACUGGAAACACUUGAACAGUGGAGGACGUCAGCCGGCGUCACAGUUUACAGAUCGCAAGGCUCCUCAUGAACAUGCCCAAUGGACUAGAAAAUAG
Molecule: messenger RNA, 570 nt
Organism: Plasmopara halstedii
Lineage: Eukaryota; Oomycota; Peronosporomycetes; Peronosporales; Peronosporaceae
Exons: 1
Coding region: 1-570 (189 amino acids)
Source: RefSeq, a predicted model, not a curated record